AUGAAGAAGUCAACGCUGCUGUCGAUUGACGCGUUCGCGAAGACCGAGGAAGAUGUGCGAAUUCGGACUCGAACAGGCGGGCUUAUCACAUUGUCGUGCGUUCUAGUUACGUUCAUGCUGCUUUUUAGCGAGUGGAGACAAUUGCACAAAGUGGUAUCGCGUCCAGAGCUGGUGGUGGACCGCGAUCGUCAUCUCAAACUGGACCUUAACAUGGACGUGACGUUUCCUCAUAUGCCGUGUUACCUGCUCAACAUGGACAUUUUAGACAGCUCUGGUGAGCUGCAACUAGACCUGCUCGAAAGUGGGUGGAGUAAAACCAGGCUAGAUUCAUCGGGCCAAAGUUUGGGUACUGAAAAUUUCAAGAUUGGACAGCAAGAUCGCGUGGAACCAACCGAUGAAAACUACUGUGGACCCUGCUACGGUGCGAAGGACCAGUCUCAGAAUGAGCAGAAACCCAAAGAAGAGUGGAUCUGCUGUCAGACGUGCGAGGACGUCCGUACGGCGUACAUGGAUGCGCAGUGGGCGUUCUUCGACGGCAAGGACAUCGAGCAGUGCGAGCGCGAGGGCUACGUCGAGAAAGUGAACAAACAUAUCAACGAGGGCUGCAGAAUCAAAGGCAAGGCAAAGCUGAACCGGAUCGAGGGCAACCUGCACUUUGCACCAGGAAAGGCGUACCGAAACGCUCAGGGCCAUUUCCACGAUAUCUCGCUUUACGAGAAGAACUCAAAUCUUAACCUCAAUCACAUCGUUCACCACCUCAGUUUCGGCCAGCAGCUGGAGGGAGACGCCACCGAAAGCGUAUCAACCGCCCCGCUUGAUGGCAAAAUUGUGAGCCCAGAUUUCGACACGCAUUACCAUCAAUUCUCAUAUUUCGUCAAGAUCGUGCCCACGCGCUUUGAAUAUCUUGACGGCGCCAAAACCGAGACCACGCAGUUCAGCACCACGUACCAUUCGCGUCCGGUGCGUGGUGGGCGCGAUUCUGAUCACCCCAACACCGUGCACAGCCGUAAAGGCUUUCCAAGCUUGUACGUGUUUUUCGAAAUGUCGCCUCUCAAAGUCAUUAAUAAACAGCAGCAUGCGCAGACGUGGUCAGGAUUUCUACUCAACUGCAUAACCAGCAUCGGCGGUAUUCUAGCCGUGGGUACCGUCCUUGACAAAAUCACAUACAAGGCGCAAAGAUCGUUGUGGGGGAAGAAAAGUACCUGA
Molecule: messenger RNA, 1206 nt
Organism: Lachancea meyersii CBS 8951
Lineage: Eukaryota; Fungi; Ascomycota; Saccharomycetes; Saccharomycetales; Saccharomycetaceae
Source: the annotation of a GenBank genome assembly